AUGGGCGUUCGAGGAGGUAAGAGCAUCCCCUCUUUGGCGCGUAAGGCCAUCAUCAAAGCAGCUCGAGACGGAGACGACUACCAGGUUACAGCAAAAAACCUUGGUGUGAAACCUGACACCGCCUACCGCAUUGUAAAGUCUCAAAGGGAAGAAACGCGGCCACGUGGGGGCCCAAGAAAUAAGAAGUGUACCGAGCCUAUGAUAGAAUUCAUGGCAUACCUGGUUGGGAGGGAUGCUGACUUGACUUUGAAGCAAAUCGCUGACGAAGUAUCUCGUGAGUGGAACGUCGAGCUGAGUACAAGCACUGUUGCUCGAGCUUUGGAAGGUAGGCUUAUCAGCAUGAAGCAACUUCAGCUGAUACCCGAAGCAAGAAACAGUGAAGUGAAUAAGGUGAAGAGGCGUGAUUUCGCUCAGUGGCUUCAGGUGAACGCUGGCCGAUAUCGUCUUGUCUGGAUUGACGAGACAGGGUAUAACUUGUAUACCUGUAGAUCUAAGGGUCGUUCGGCGAAAGGGCAACGAGCUAGGAAGACCUGCGCUAAUCAGCGUGGGAAACACGUUACCCUUAUCUGUGCUGUAUGCAACGAGGGUGGGAUCCUCGCUUGGCAGUCAAUGCUAGGGGGAUGUAAAAAGGAAGAUUUCGAGGCUUUUCUACGUGAUGUGCUUGACAAACUGGCCAACCAACCGGAUGGUCGGCCUUUUUGCCUACUCUAUGACAAUGCUCCUUGUCAUGCUACUGCUGACAACACAUGCGACGCCCUGAACGUGGCCUAUAAGAGAGUGAGCCCUUAUUCAUGUGCUUUAAAUACGAUAGAAAAUUGCUUCUCGCCCUUGAAAUCGGCCUUGAAGAGAAUGAUAUCUGAGCACGGACAAGUUCAGCCACACGACGGAGAGUCUCUGCAAGAGGCCAGAUCCCGUGUUCUUCUAUCGUUCUGUCCCCAGGCUGUGGAUGCGGUCACCGUGGCAACUGUUUCGAACAGCCUCGUUCACGUAUUGACUUCCGAGGUUCCUAGAGCUCUCAAUGGCGAGGACAUGUGA
This is a messenger RNA of Perkinsus marinus ATCC 50983, 1035 nucleotides long. RefSeq lists its product as hypothetical. Gene Ontology annotation, molecular function: nucleic acid binding. The record is from RefSeq and is a predicted model, not a curated record. The transcript has a single exon. The coding region runs from base 1 to 1035 and encodes 344 amino acids. Lineage: Eukaryota; Perkinsozoa; Perkinsida; Perkinsidae.